AUGCAGUGUAUCUCUGCUGAGCGAUCAGUUGGAUAUUGUUCAGAGAGGGAAGCAAGCGACCGGGUAAUAGAAUUGGCGUACGAUAUGUGCAAUGGACGGCCCGAUGCCAUCAGCCCGACACAACGCACCAUUACAGCAACACUCGUUUUGGCCCCCUCAGGAGGAGUCAUCACAUUCCCAUCCGUGACAGUCACUGAUCCCAUUGAACCUACUGCGUCCAACGUACCGCACCAUAGAAGCUCCAGUACUUCAUCUUCUCAAACACUACCGACGACACUCGUUGUCGACACAUCGUCGCCUCCUCCGCUGCCCAUUACGAGAACAUCUACGAAACGGUCGGCAAGCAAGGAUCGCGUUACUACCACUUCAGACGAAGAAUCGGAAUAUCCCACGGAUAUUGCAUUCAUCACCGACCCGCCGACUUCUUCGGGUGCCUCGACCGACGAUCCGACUACCUUGUCGACCAUUUUUACCUCGAGAUCAACGACAGAAACAGCGGCCACCACAUCCACCGAGGCGCCAGCUGGCGGCGCUGGUGGCAAGGAAAAAGAUGAUAAGGACUCAGGAAAGCUCUCCAGUGAGCAAGUUGCUGGCAUCUCGGUCGGUGUCCUCGCUGCUGCCGGGGUCGCUGCCGGAGCUAUUGUGCUGGCGAGGUACUACCGCCGCAAGAACCACCCCAAGGCCAAGACAGGAUUCCUCCCCAUGCGAGAUACCUGGGGCUACAAACCGGAAGACCCUAGGAACGGCGGUGGACAUGACUCCUGGAUGAUCCAUCAGAUGCGCCCAACCCUCGAUCCAUCAGUUCCUCCUCCACCACCACCCGCUUAUAACAGGAAGAGCCUUAGACCUAGCACCCUUGGACUGGCAAUCUCACCCGCCCCCUCAAGUCGUACCGCCCACUCAUCGCCCCUGAGAAGGAUAUCCAAGUUGCUCCCAGCAAAGCCAGUUCUGCCAAGCCUUCCUCUCAAGAUCAACAAGGAGAAGUCCCCUCCUCUACUCCAGCCAGAAUGGGACGACCACGAGCACCACAAUGUUGGCUCGUCUAGCCAAGAGAACGUCUCUCACAUGCCGGCACCACCGGCGCUCUCUUCAGCCGCAGGUGUAGGUUCCCCGUCGAGGACCAAGCCAACACCACCUAAGCUGCACAUCACCACGUCCAGCAACGCCGGCCGCAGGAGUAGCAACAACAACCGCGAGAGCAACGUGACCGAGUUUGAAGAGGAUCGGACCUCGUUCUCGGCAAACACCAACUCUACACAGGUCUGGCGGCCGCCGCCGACGACGCCCAUCUCUGCGGGCACGUUCUACGUUGCUGACCAGUACGGGAAUUGGGUUCUGGGUAAUUCUAAACGCGCGUCUGUCAUUGCUCGAGGCUCACAAGGCUCCAAAGAGUCGCAGGAGGGUGUGCCGCCAAAGCCGCCGCCCAAGGAUGACAACAUGUCGUCUGCUGGUCUGGCUAGGUCUCGAUCCCUCGCUCCCGCGGCAGAGAUCCGUCCCGCUGGUGUUCCACCAAAGGAGAAGCCCGCUGGCCCUCGCCCUCAGUAUCCGUCUCCUUUCUUCUCGUCUCAGAACCAUCCUCGGCGGAACAUGACUACACGUCGCUCCAUGACCCGGAACCUGACCCGGCCGCGUGAAGACUCGAGCAGCAGCAAUGUCACCACCAUCACCACCUCAUCCGAAGAACCCGCUCCUGUGCCUGCUGUAGCCGCACUGUCCCAGGAGCAGCAGACUACACUCUCUCCCGUUGUCGAGUCUCCUCCCCGUCAACCCAGGAUCCCGCCUCGAGACCCCCGACGGAUGAGCCAGAUGAGUGACUACAACAGGAGAUCUGGUCCGCCUACGCGCCAGGUUGUCUACCACCCUCCCGGACAGCCCAGCCCAACCCUAGGAAUGAUGCAAACUCCACAGCAACAGCAACUGAACGAGCCCGAGGUCAUUCCAAACGUUGGACUUGAACAGGAUUCUCCCUCGAUGCGUCUCGUCGACCCUUCUCCUCCACCGAACGAGGAUGAGGCCUACAACGCUCAACCCAUGAACCCGAACCGUUCCCAGGUCUCUCCUUUCUACUUUGAUCCUCCUUACCCUCAACCUCUCAACACUAUGCAUCAACCUAUCAACACUAGUCACGCAUCUCAGCAUCGGCCUUCCGCCUCUGGCUCUCAAGCCCAGACAUAUCGACCAUACCAACGACCUCCCUCGCAUAAGCCGUCUCCUAGACCUCAGUCCAACUGGCAGGCCGCUCAAAGACUGCCCCAGUCUUACCAGUCCUUCCAGCAGCAGCAACCCAUCCAUCCACACCAACGACAACCCCCCAAUACAUCCUUCCAGCGCCAGCCGCCUCAAGGAUACCAAUCUUUCCAGCCCAACCCCAACCCUUCAUACCCGCGCAACUCUGCGUACCAAUCGUUCCAAUACCAACAACAACAACCACAGCCGCAUGCCCAGGUCCAGCAGCACUCACAAAUCCACCCUUCACGCAUCCAAUACCAGACCUACAAUCCUUCACCAACCACGAGCCAGCCACGAUCAGGCGACUCGACCCUCCUUGCCAAGCGCCUCGGCUCGGACCGUGCCGCCAACAUGUCCAUAGGCACUGAUUCGCCCAAAGCCUCCAAAUGGCGCCGCGAGGACCCCAACCUGACACCUCCUGGAUUUCCCUUGUCCCCUCACUGGAAGCCGACCUUGACACCUACUCGGCGCGGAGAUGACCUGUACCUGAACGUGCAGUAG
Messenger RNA from Fusarium falciforme, 2730 nucleotides. RefSeq lists its product as hypothetical. The record is from RefSeq and is a predicted model, not a curated record. The transcript is spliced from 2 exons. Lineage: Eukaryota; Fungi; Ascomycota; Sordariomycetes; Hypocreales; Nectriaceae. Bases 1 to 2730 code for a protein of 909 amino acids.